UGAGAACUACAAGUCCCGGCAUGCAACGCUCUGCUGUUCCCACAACCCUUUAUGCGCUGAGGGCUGGCUGGUGUCUUAGGACUAAGAGGCCGGUGUCCCAGAAACCCAAUCGGGCGCUUUUGGUCCCGGCAUGCAACAGGGGCUGACGUCCCACAACUCCUCCCAUCACGUGCUAAGGCCGGUCGUCCGUCGUAGAACUACGAGGCCCAGCGUGCAGCGCGCCGCUGUCCCAUGAAUCCCAGUCAGACGUUUGGAAUCCCGACGUGCCUCGCGGGAGUCGUGGACUGUGGUCCCAGCAUGCUGUGCGCGGUCUGGGGUUGGAGCUUGGUGGGCGCCGGGAUCCUCGCGUCGCCCCGGGGUGCGUGUUUUGGGGUCUUCUCGGGGUCUGGCCCUUCCCGCACUGUCGGAGCCGCCUCGCCGUCGUGCCCGCCUGGGGAGGCCAGGUGCACUGUGCGCAGGGACCAGGAGCCACUGUGGAGACAAGCCGAGCCGUCAGGGAGGAGUGGGAGUGGUCGUCGGCGGGGGCCUUCAAGGUCUUUCUUGAUAGGAUUUCUGAAGAGCUGCACUUUCUCUGGUGGGAUUUGAACAUAACCACCUGUCCCAACGGCAGAGCCCCCAAGUGCAUGAAGCAAAAGCUGACGUAAUUUAAGGAAGGCAGACAACUCAACAGUAGUACGUGCAUAAUUUUGCAGCACUUUGCUUUCUUCUGCUUCACAGAUACUGCGUUUUUUACCAAUUGAAGGUUUGUGGUAACCCUGUAUGGAGCAAGUCUGUCGGCACCAAUUUUUGCAGCAGCCUUUGCUCACUUCCUGAGUGUCACAUUGUGGUAAUUCAAGCAAACUUUUCCGUCCUUACUGGUUACGCUGAUCUGUGAUUGAUGGCCUUUGGUGUUGCUGUUGUAGUUUUGGGGCGCUGACAGCCGCACCCAGGUAAGGCAGGGAACUUAACUGAAAAAUGUUGUGUGCGUUCUGACUGCUCCACUGAUGUGCGUUCCGUGUCAGUAUCUCUUCUCGGGCCUCCCGAUCCCCUUAGACGCAACAAUAUUGAAAAUAGGCAAAUUAUUAACCCUACGAUGGCCUCUACGUGUUCAAGUGAAAGGAAGAGUCGCACGUCUCUCACUUUAAAUCAAAAGUUAGAAAUGAUUAAGCUUAGUGAGGAGGGCCUGUCGAAAGCUGAGAUAGGCCGAAAGCUAGGCCUCUUACGCCAAACAGUUAGCCAAGUCGUGAAUGCAAAGGACAAGUUCCUGAAGGAAGUUAGCAGCGCUACUCCAGUGAACACACGAAUGAUCAGGAAGCGAAACAGCCUCAUUGCUGAUAUGGAGAAGGUCUUAGUGGUCUGGAUAGAAGAUCAGACCAGCCACAGCAUCCCCUUAAGCCAAAGCCUAAUCCGGAGCAAAGCCCUAACACUCUUCAACUCUAUGAAGGCUGAGAGAGGUGCGGAAGCUGCAGAAGAGAAGUUUGAAGCUAGCAGGGGUUGGUUCAUGAGGUUUAAAGAAAGAAGCCAUCUCCAUAAUGUAAAAGUGCAAGGUGAAGCAGCAAGUGCUGGUGUAGAAGCGGCAGUAAGUUAUCCAGAGCUAGCUAAGAUAAUUAAGGAAGGCGGCUACACUACACAACAGAUUUUCAAUGUUGAUGAAACAGCCUUAUAUUGGAAGAAGAUGCCAUCUAGGACUUUCAUAGCUAGAGAGGAGAAGUCAAUGCUUGGCUUCAAAGCUUCAAAGGACAGGCUGACUCUCUUGUUAGGGGCUAAUGCAGCUGGUGACUUGAAGUUGAAGCCAAUGCUCAUUUAUCACUCCGAAAAUCCUAGAGCCCUUAAAAAUUAUGCUAAAUCUACUCUACCUGUGCUCUAUAAAUGGAACCACAAAGCCUGGAUGACAGCACACCUGUUUACAACAUGGUUUACCGAAUAUUUUAAGCCCACUGUUGAGACCUACUGUUCAGAAAAAAAGAUUCCUUUCAAAAUAUUACUGCUUAUUGACAAUGCACCUGGUCACCCAAGAGCUCUUAUGGAGAUGUACAGUGAGAUUAAUGUUGUUUUCAUGCCUUCUAACACAACGUCCAUUCUGCAGCCCAUGGAUCAAGGAGUAAUUUCAACUUUCAAGUCGUAUUAUUUAAGAAACACAUUUCGUAAGGCUAUAACUGCCAUAGAUAGUGAUUCUUCUGAUGGAUCUGGGCAAAGUAAAUUGAAAACCUUCUGGAAAGGAUUCACUAUUCUAGAUGCCAUUAAGAACAUUCGUGAUUCAUGGGAAGAGGUGCAAACAUCAACAUUAACAGGAGUUUGGAAGAAGUUGAUACCAACCCUCAUAGAUGACUUUGAGGGACUCAAGACUUCAGUGGAAGAAGUAACUGCAGAUGUGGUGGAAAUAGCAAGAGAACUAGAAUUAGAAGUGGAGCCUGAAGAUGUGACUGAAUUGCUGCAAUCUCAUGAUAAAACUUUAACAGAUGAGGAGUUGCUUCUUAUGGAUGAGCAAAGAAAGUGGUUUCUUGAGACAGAAUCUCCUGGUGAAGAUGCUAUGAAGAUUGUUGAAAUGACAACAAAGGACUUAGAAUAUUACAUAAACUUAGUUGAUAAAGCAGCGGCAGGAUUUGAGAGGAUUGACUCCAAUUUUGAACGAAGUUCUACUGUGGGCAAAAUGCUUUCAAACAGCAUUGCGUGCUACAGAGAAAUCGUUCAUGAAAGGAAGAGUCAAUUGAUGUGGCAAACUUCACUGCUGUCCUAUUUUAAGAAAUUGCCACAUCAACCCCAGCCUUCAGCAGCCCCUGACCUGAUCAGUCAGCAGCCAUCAACAUCCAGGCAAGACCCUGCACCAGCAAAAAGAUUACGACUCACUGAAGGCUCAGAGGAUGUUUAGCAUUUUUUUAACAAUAAAGUAUUUUUAAGUUAAGGUAUGUAUGCUUAUUUUUAGACAUAAUGCUAUUGCACACUUAAUGGACUACAGUAUAAUGUAAACAUAACUUUUAUUUGCAUUGGGAAACCAAAAAUUUGUGAGGCUUGCAAUAUUCACUUUACUGCAAUGGUCUGGAACCAAACCUGUGAUACUGUGAGGUAGACCUGUCAUGGUCUUUAGUUGGAUCUCUCUCUCCCUUUGUUCUUCUCUCCCCCCAUUUAAAAAUUAUGUAAAUUAUGUACAUACCAAAGACUAUGUAACCCUAAAAUGAACAUAUCCGCCAAUCUAAAAUCUAGAACAUGACCAGUAUUGUUACAACUACCUAUGCACUCCUUACCAUCCCAUCUUAUCCCCUUGAUUCCCCACCAGAGGUAUCUGCCGUCCUCGGCUUUAUGUUUGUCUUUCUCCUUUUGUACGGUGUUUUGCUGCAUUUGUAUAUAUGUAUGCACAAAGAUACUGUGUAGUCACUUUUUUUUGAGGUUUAUA
Lagenorhynchus albirostris (white-beaked dolphin) is the source of this 3370-nucleotide messenger RNA. RefSeq names its product tigger transposable element derived 1 (gene TIGD1). Gene Ontology annotation, molecular function: DNA binding. The record is from RefSeq and is a predicted model, not a curated record. NCBI's taxonomy places the organism in Eukaryota, Metazoa, Chordata, Mammalia, Artiodactyla, Delphinidae. The coding region runs from base 1073 to 2848 and encodes 591 amino acids. Gene Ontology annotation, cellular component: nucleus. The transcript has a single exon.